Molecule: messenger RNA, 4244 nt
Organism: Nomia melanderi (Alkali bee)
Lineage: Eukaryota; Metazoa; Arthropoda; Insecta; Hymenoptera; Halictidae
Gene: DAAM
Product: disheveled-associated activator of morphogenesis-like protein
Biological process (GO): positive regulation of actin filament polymerization; actin cytoskeleton organization
Molecular function (GO): small GTPase binding; actin binding
Source: RefSeq, a predicted model, not a curated record
GUUGGGAGAGCCGCGCCGGGUCGUCGGUCUACACGAUGGCAGGCCAGUGUCCCGACUUUUCUCGGCUUUCGCGUUGUUCCUUGUCGUGCCAUCCGUCGCGCGUUACCCGACGUCAUCCCGACGCCGUCGUCGCGGUCAGACGCUAGCGUCGCGGCGACGAGACCAAAAGCCGACAGAUAAAACGAGGAAAGAAACGAACCCAGGAACGACGAAGACGAGAAUCGUUCCUCUCCCGCAAAGGGGACGUCGAUCGAUGUCCCUUGGCCGGUUUGAUCGUUCGUCGCGGACGACGAUCCCCGUUGUCACAGGGACUCCUUCGUACCAGUAAAACCGGUGACUCGGAUAUUACGUGCCUUCCCAUUGGUGACCAACGCCUAUCCGCGAUUGUUACCUGGAUACUCAUCUUAGAGGAUCCUGUAGACUCUGCCUUGGAGAAUCAUGGGAUUAAGGGAUUUUCCUGGUCACCUGUGAAGCUGAUUUUCGAGUAAAUUGAUAAAGGUUGCAAGAGGAGUUAUCAAUGCUGUGGAUACUCAUACCCUAUCUUAGAGGAUUCGUGGAUUGUAUUGGUUAUAUGUGAAGCUGAAUUUGGAGUAGAUUGAUAAGAAAGACUGCAGGAAGAGCUACCGUUAACCUGGAUAUUUUACAUCGUAUUCUAUCUUAGAGGAUCAGAGGGUUAGAGGAUUGGUCUGGUUACCUAUGAAGAUUUUCGAGUGAUGCUAUAAAGGACGUUGCAAGAUCUUCCGAGCUGAAUGAUCGAUCAGGCUGAUGCGGGCGUUUCGCAGGCAUGCCCGCCAAUCUAGGGAACACCGCCGCGUGAGAAGCUGCCGGGACAUGUGCCUUUUGGCCUCCUAUUGAUCGGUGCGUCCCGACGCGACCACCGGAUCCUGACGUUUCGGGAUCACGGGCUACUACAACCGAGGAUUCCGACCUGUCCCGUGAAGAGUCCACAGCCCCUGAAGGAAUUCGUGGGUCGCUGCCAGACGAUGCCAUCGCGAGUGAAGAAGUCCUUCUGCGGUUGCCUCCAGGAUGACGAGCCGCCGGAAAUCACGUAUUGCGUUGUGGAGCACACGGGCACGCUCACGCUUCAAGCGAUGACGCCAACUCUACCGAUGCCCGCCGAAGAGGAGCUGAACAAGAUGUUCCUCGAAUUGGUCGACGAGCUGGACCUGACCCAGGCCAACCGGCAGGCGGUUCUGGCGCUUUCGGCGAACAAAAAGUGGCAGAUAUACUGUUCCAGAAAAGGCAACGGGACUCUGGAGAACGGUGGUCUGAGGACUACCGAUCUUAGCGGUGAUCCUGAGGAUUAUAUUAAUAGGCUGAGGACCGUAGCGAGUAGCCCGUUCCCCGAAGAAAGCGAAGAGGUGUCGAACCAAAUGCGCCAGGUGGAGGCCUUAAAGACCGCCCUGAGGACACAGCCGCACAGUUUCGUCCUCAGGUUCAUAGAACUCGAUGGGUUGAAUGCUCUGCUGCAAGUCCUCGGCAUCAUGGACGCGGGAGCGGCGAACAGUAACCUGCACACUAGCGUGAUAGGCUGUUUAAAGGCGUUGAUGAACAACUCGAACGGAAGGGCACACGUUCUUGCGCACCCGACCGCCAUCAACACGAUAUCCCAGUCGCUGGCGACUGAGAAUAUCAAAACGAAAAUCUCCGUGUUGGAGAUUCUCGGAGCGGUCUGCUUGGUCCCGGGCGGCCAUCGAAAGGUCCUCGAGGCGAUGUUGCAUUUUCAGCAGUAUCAUUCCGAACGAACACGUUUUCAAAGUAUUAUCAACGACCUGGACAAGAACUUCGGGAUCUACAAGGACAAUUUGUCACUGAAGACUGCGAUCAUGUCGUUCAUCAACGCUGUUUUGAAUUACGGGCCUGGCCAGGUCACGCUUGAGUUCAGGUUGCAUCUCAGAUACGAGCUGCUGAUGCUCGGUAUACAGCCUAUUAUCGAGAAACUUCGGAAGUACGAGAAUGAGACGCUGGACAGGCAUUUAGAUUUCUUCGACAUGGUUAGGAACGAGGACGAGAAAGAAUUGGCGAGGAAGUUUGAGAAGGAGCACGUGGACACGAAGAGCGCGACCGCGAUGUUUGAUUUAUUGAGAAGGAAGCUCAGUCACACUGCUGCUUAUCCUCAUUUGUUGAGUCUGCUGGAGCAUUGUCUUCUGUUGCCACUCGAUUACGGCUCCCAUCCCCAGCACUGGCUCCUUUUCGAUCGGAUCGUGCAACAAAUAGUCCUUCAGUCAGAAGGAAACGAGACCGGUACUAUAAGGAACCCCGACGUCGCGCCUAUCGAGAUCAACGUGAAGGAAAUCGUCCAUUUGCUCGCUAAGGAAGAGGAACUUGUCGCCGCCAGGAAAAAGGCCGAAGAGCUGGAACGGGAGAACUCGGACAUGUCGACGAGAUUGGCCAAGAAGGAACAAGAGCUGGACUUGAGGACGCAAGAGAAAGAAGACAUGGAAGCGAGUCUGGCGAGGGUCAAGGAACGUCUAGAAAAGGAGACCUCGAUGCACAUCGAGACGAAACAGAGAAUCUCUGAGUUGCAAGAUAACGUGGAGGCGCUGUCGCGGCAGAUAAACAACGAGAAAUCCGAGAGAAAGCGGCUGGAACAAUUGGUGGCUUCCGGGAGUUUGCCGGACGACGCGAAAGCGUCGAUUAAACUCGUCGAGGAUGAAGUCCUCGAGAAGGUUGAGGCGAAACCUAUGCCGCCACCGCCCCCGCCUCCGCCUUUGGCUCCACCGCCGCCUCCUUGUUUAAUGCCUACUGCGCCUCCUCCUAUGAAAGUGGAGAUUAUCAAAAACGUUCCUCAGCCAAGCAAUCCCCUAAAGUCGUUCAACUGGUCGAAGAUCCCUGAGCAGAAGUUGCAAGGCACGAUAUGGUCAGAACUCGACGACACGAAGCUGUACAAUGUUAUGGACCUAGAAUCGAUUGACAAGAUUUUCUGCGCUUAUCAAAAAAAUGGUGUAUCGACCGAGGGCUCGAUCGAAGAUCUAAGGACUUUAGGAAAGAAUAAGAAGACUAUGUCGGUGAUCGAUUCGAGAAGAGCUCAGAAUUGCACUAUACUGUUAUCGAAGUUAAAGAUGUCCGAUAAUGAGAUUACGAGAACGAUUCUGUCUAUGGAUCAGCAGAAUAUUUUGCAUAUAGACAUGGUCGAGCAGCUGUUGAAGUAUAUUCCUUCGUCAGAGGAGGCGGCUCUUUUGGAUAUCCACCAAAAGGACUUGCAGAACAGGGCCGAUUGUUUCUUGUACCAAAUAUCUAAAGUACCGCAUUACGAACAAAGGUUGCGAUCCCUUCACUACAAAAAGAAAUUCGCAGCCAGCAUCGCGGAAUUGACGCCGAGAAUGCGUGCGGUUCUCGAAGCUAGUCGACAGGUCGCGAGAUCGCGGCGACUAAGGAAGCUGCUGGAAUUGGUGUUAGCUCUAGGGAAUUAUGUAAACCGCGGAAACGCUCGAGGCAACGCCUGCGGCUUUCGCCUGGCCUCUUUGAACCGUCUAGUCGACACGAAGUCCUCUUGCUCGAAAGGCACCACAUUGUUGCACUACUUGGUCCAGAUAUUGGAGUCCAGGUUUAGAGAGGUGCUGGACAUCGAGGAAGACAUGCCACAUGUUCGGACUGCGGCGAGAGUCAGCAUGGCUGACCUGCAGAAGGAAGUGGCUAACUUGAAGAAUGGUCUUCAGGAUGUUCAAAGAGAAAUAGAAUUCCACCGUGGACAGUCUCAAGUUCUACAGGGCGACAUGUUCCUACCCGCAAUGAGGGAUUUCCAGGCUCAGGCCACGUGUAGGUUGGCUGAAGCAGAGGAUUUGUUCCAAGAUAUGAAAACCAGGUUUGACCGAGCAGUCAGAUUAUUCGGUGAAGAUUCAGCCGGAGUCCAACCAGACGAAUUCUUCGGAAUCUUUGAAAACUUUCUUCAAGCGUUAGCUGAAGCAAGACAGGAUGUAGAAAAUAUGAGGAAGAAGAUCGAGGAAGAGGAACGUAGAGCGAAACAGGAACAAGAACUUCGCAAGAGGACAAUGGAGAGGAAAAAUUCACGCGAGGGAAUAUUGAACAGCAUUUCCUUGAGCAAGAAGAACGAGGCGAAUAGCAACGGACAAAACGACAACAAAGGUGAAUUUGACGAUUUAAUAUCCGCCCUUCGAACCGGGGACGUUUUCGGAGAAGACAUCGCAAAAUUCAAGAGAUCGAAACGCCGGCCAGUGACGCCCAGCGGUCAAGAAUCGCGAAGACACAGCGCUCACAGGGAAGACUCUAGGGAGCGGCAUUGA